This is a messenger RNA of Mauremys reevesii (Reeves's turtle), 4262 nucleotides long. It is a transcript of the gene MFGE8, whose product is annotated as milk fat globule EGF and factor V/VIII domain containing. Gene Ontology annotation, molecular function: calcium ion binding. The coding region runs from base 137 to 1561 and encodes 474 amino acids. The transcript has 10 exons. NCBI's taxonomy places the organism in Eukaryota, Metazoa, Chordata, Testudines, Geoemydidae. The record is from RefSeq and is a predicted model, not a curated record.
GACUCACUCACUCGCUGGCUCUAAUCCCUCUGGAGGAGAAGUCGGGACACAAACGGACUUGAGGAGCGAGUCCAGCCGGACGGGCCAGGGAGCGGCGUAGAGCCGGAGUGGCGAGCCCGAGCCCGAAGGGAGGGAGAUGAAGGAAUCGAGCCCUUUGCGGACGCUGUUCGGUGCCAUCCUCGCUGUCUCGGUGGUUUUCGCUGUGACGGGUGACGUCUGUGAUGUGAACCACUGUGAGAAUGGGGGUACCUGCCUGACUGGUAGCAAUGAGACUCCGUUCUUCUGUAUCUGCCCUGAAGGUUUCACUGGGAUUGACUGCAAUGACACAGAGAAAGGCCCCUGCCACCCUAAUCCCUGCCAUAACAAUGGCGAGUGCCAGCUAGUGCCCAACCGGGGCGAUGUCUUUUUGGAAUAUGUCUGCAAGUGCCCUGCGGGGUAUGCAGGCACCCACUGCCAAAAGAACGUGAAUGAGUGCUCCUCACAGCCAUGCAAAAAUGGAGGCACCUGCCUAGACCUGAAUGGUGACUAUGCCUGCAAAUGCCCCUCUCCAUUCUUGGGGAAGACCUGCCAUGUCCGCUGUGCUGUUUUGCUGGGCAUGGAGGGAAGGGCCAUUGCAGAUGCCCAACUCUCGGCUUCAUCUGUGUACUAUGGGUUCCUAGGCCUGCAGCGCUGGGGUCCUGAGCUGGCCCGACUCAACAACAAAGGAAUUGUCAAUGCCUGGACCUCCAGCAACUAUGACAAGAACCCCUGGAUUCAGGUAAACCUGCUGAGGAAGAUGCGGCUGAUAGGGAUCAUCACGCAGGGUGCCAGCCGUGCGGGCUGGGCCGAGUAUGUUCACACCUUCAAAGUAGCGCACAGCCUGGAUGGACGUGUGUUUGUGUUCUACAGGGACGAGAACCAGGAUCGAGACAAGGUUUUCCCAGGGAACAUGAAUAAUGACGGCAUGAAGUCCAACAUGUUCAAUCCUCCGAUCACAGCCCAGUACAUCCGCAUCUACCCUGUGAUGUGUCACAGGGCCUGCACGCUGCGCUUUGAGCUGGUUGGCUGCGAAUUGAAUGUGUAUUUCAACAUGGCAGGUUGUUCGGAGCCACUGGGCAUGAAAUCCCGCUUGAUCUCUGACCAGCAGAUCACAGCCUCCAGCGUUUACAAGACAUGGGGCAUCGAUGGCUUCACCUGGUACCCACAUUAUGCCCGCCUGGAUAAGACAGGCAAGACCAAUGCCUGGACUGCACUCAGCAACGACCAGUCUGAGUGGCUGCAGAUCGACUUGCUUACUCAGAAGAAGGUGACCGGCGUCGUCACCCAAGGGGCUCGGGAUUUUGGGCACAUUCAGUAUGUGGCGGCCUACAAAGUGGCUUACAGUGAUGAUGGGACGUCCUGGACCGUUUACAAGGACAACAGGACAAACAGCAGCAAGAUCUUCCAAGGAAACUAUGACAACACCUCUCACAAGAAGAACGUGUUCGACGUGCCCUUCUACGCCCGCUUUGUGCGCAUCCUGCCUGUGGCGUGGCACAACCGCAUCACGCUACGCAUGGAGCUGCUGGGCUGUGAUGAGUAGUCUGCUGGGGACGGCGGCGUGGAAGGCAAGGACUGGGCUGCCGCCCCCUCCCCCCCAGCCUCCCACUCCUGGCCUUUCCCCUGCACGCCUGCUGCUGUAACAUCCCCCUCUCUGUGUCUGACCCACGCUGUCCCAUUACGAUGUCUGUGUCUGGUUCCUGGUCUGGCAGUGGGGAGGGUUGGAGAGGGGCAGUGUGUGCAUGACUGUAGCUGAAGCUGAUAGAAAUCUCAUGGGAGGGCUCUGGGUCCCCCUCGCCUUUGCUUUAGAAGAGCAUGUGAUGGCCCCACAUUGGUGGGGCUACCAUACUUGCACUAACACACAGAGGCCCCUGGAGCUCUGUGGGCCCACAGCUCUGCACUUUAGGGGGCUGUCCCAGAUGAGGGGCUCUUCCCUCUGAGCCCCUCAUGUUGGUCCAGAUGUUUCCCAUCCAGGCCCUUACGGGGCUCCCUGCAAACAGAGGCCCUAGCAACCUCCAUCAGAUCCUGAAAACUACUCCCCCUUUUAGCUCCGCUUCCACUGAAGGGCCCUUAGCAAUCGAGAGCUCUUCUGUCUCCAUCACUUUCAGCGUUCAGGGGAGCCUUUGAGUGAGAUGCCCUGGAGACGGGGCAGGCCCCUCCACUCAUGGCCUCUGUCUCUCAAGCAUAGGCAGGUAGCUGGCUUCCCCAUGACGUGUGUGUCAAGGGGAGAGGGAGCUUCCAGUUCUUUGGCUCCUAAAGUAAUUCAGAGGGGCCCUCGGAAAGAAUCUGUUGCCCCUGAGUGCACCGAUCACCGCCUCCUUGCAGGCCGCUGCUCGCAGCAAUGUUGCUGUGGGUCCUGUCAGUUCAGCAUAGUGCCAAGGGAGUGAUGAGAAGAGGCGGGGGCAAAGAUCAAGUCAGAAGUCACAGGGCUCCAGGCGGGGAGAAGCUGGCAGCUGGGAAUCUGUACCCACAGGGCCUCUGGCUUUGCACUGCAGAAACUGCCCUUCUCCUGCAGGGCGCAUGGGCACAAAGGGGGGGAACGUGUGUAAUUUCUGUUGUAAAAUCUUGGUGGGGCUGGGAAUGUGGCCAACAGUGACUGACCCAAUGUCCAGCACCUGCCAAUAAUGCUCCAGGGCGGACACCGGUACACAUGCCGCUCACAAACACUGCGGGCACGAGGACAGGGCAAGUGCUAUCUGCCUUCCCACUUACUUGUGGUCCCAUGAGCAUCACUUCUGAUCACCCAACUGGCCAGGAAUUCAUACGGGAGAGCCCAGCCAACCUGCCAGUCACCACGAGGUUCUCAUCCCCCACUGCCACCCAGAAGUGAAGCCUCGUGCCCCUGCCCAGGCAGCCAUUGUUCCUGGGCUCCAGCCAUUGUAGUGCAUUAUGGUGAAGUCCACAGCCCAAACCCUCCUGUAGGCCAAAAGGCCAGCCCCAGCAAACACAGUUUGUCCAUGGUGUUUCGCAGUACUGAGUCCCAUCAUGGUGCCCAGCUAAAGGAGAACCUAGAGAUUCUCCUGCCAUGUUUUCUGAUGUUUCCUCAAUUCCAUCAUCUAAGGACAGGGCAGAGCAGUGCAAGGCAGGAGUGGCACACAGCGCAAACUGGGCUUGUGGUAUGGAGCUCUGAAACCCUCCUCCAACCUUGCUCAGGUGCAGGGAACUCCCUAGCAGACAGCAAACCCCAUGGUACGAUCCUUGGCACAGAGGCAACUGGCAAGUUGCAUGACACAUGAAAGAGCCUGGGAUGGGGAUUCAGGGUGUUCUGUGCUGGUUCUGAACCAAACUUCUGCCGGAGCGCUCCAGGGUCCUUAGAGCAUCUGGUCUGUCCAGAGUGUGUGUCUGGGAGGACACUUAGUUUACUCUACGCUGCUGAUCUGCCAAGGCCCCUGGCCACCUCCCACUGAGGCUGCUCAGCUUGCAUAGUAACUCCCCUUGCUUUCCCAUGGGACAGUCCCAGGAUGUUAAUUCUGGGAAAGAGGGGCCCAAGCUCAGCGGGGUCUUUAUAACUCUUCCCCCAUCAUUGGGCAGAGGUUGCCUUCAACGGGGUUAGUGCCCAUCGCAGCCUGUCAACACGCAGUCCUGGGUGCCUGCCCCUGACCUUCUGGUUCAGUUACCAGUUCUCCUGAUUUUAUUGUGAGUCUCAUGCUAUUUGGUAUUUUCUCAAAGCCCCAGCUCCUGGGGUCAGGUGAUUUACAGGAGAAUCUCAGCUCUCAUUUAAAGAAAAACAAAAAGUAGAUUCUGGUCCUAUUGGCUGCAGAGAAAAGCUUGAAAACAUGACCAUUAAAUGCUCCAAACCCAGAAGAACCCAACAUUGAUUCUUUUUUAAAUCUCAAAAAUUUUAAGCCAAAUUUUGAGUCUUUUUUAAAUCUCAGGAUUUUUAAGCUAAUCUUGUAUUUUAGGGGGCCUGUCUCAUGAUACUUGAGUGCUUCGGGAUGGCAACGUGGGUCCAUCCAUGCACGCUACCCACAAGAGAGAGUGGGGACAGAUGGGCACAGCAACUUCCCCAGAGGGCGGGCCCCUCACUGACCUCACAGCAUGGCAACGGCUUGGCACCUGGCUGAGCAGAGGCUCUAGAUUUGGGAUAAGUCCCCGUUGGCAGGGACUUGAAGCGCAAUACAGAGCUGGACCGUCUUCACGUGUGUUUGGGAGGGAGAUGGGUCCUUUGGUGUAAGUGAGUCUUGGAUGGGAAGGCAGCGCACCCUGUAGGAGUGUCUGACAGUAUUAAAACCAGCUGAAACUCA